Ostrinia nubilalis (European corn borer) is the source of this 3190-nucleotide messenger RNA. Its product is annotated as protein PRRC2A-like. Bases 116 to 3190 code for a protein of 1024 amino acids. The record is from RefSeq and is a predicted model, not a curated record. Lineage: Eukaryota; Metazoa; Arthropoda; Insecta; Lepidoptera; Crambidae. The transcript has 12 exons.
UUUUCCACGUAGUUUCCCUUCGCUCAACGAAGAGUGUGACGUGUUGUGCGUUUGAGCGCAGUUUCUUGACGUUUGUGUAGUUUUUAAAGUGAAUAAUGUGAUUGUGUAGUUCGUUAUGGCCUAUAAAUACCGUGAAGAUUUAGUUGGCAAACGAUUUCUCUCUGUGAGUGGUGUUACGAAAAUUAACGUGAAUAAAGUUUCCGAAUGGGGAUGGAAAGCUGGUGUUAUCAGAGCAGCAUCGCUCAAAGAUAACAAGAAUAAGGAGCUCCAGGUGUUAGUGGAAUAUGAUGGUGUAGAUUGGCAACGCCGUGAGUGGGUGGCUGUGUAUUCUCGCCGAACGUUUCGUGUGUUUUUAGUGGAAAGAACUUUAGUUUGGGCUCCGAGAAAUAUUGAAGGAAAAGAAGUCAAAUGGCCUGCAUUGACGUUCACACCCCUGGCUGCGGACCUGACGCUGCAGGCCGAUGCUCAACCAGUAGAGUUUCUUCAUGAUCAGCAAGUCGACUUCCUGGACUACGCGAACCUUCAACCCUAUCAGGACUGGGAUGCAAGACUGGCGGGUUCCGAGGCUGGUGUGGACGCGACCACGAUCUCCGCCGUAGCCAGUGAGGCAGCGGAGUGGCGAACCACGCAAGAUGGCCAGCGAAUCCUGACCACAACGCCUUCCGUGCUGGGCGGCUGUCGAGCACAGGUCUACCGUGUUGCUGGAGCCACCCAGUGGUACACCGCCGUCAUUGUUGGAGUCAACGAGCACACUGGGGAGCUGACAGUGACGGAUGACACGGUGCUGGAGGAGCACAGCGAGGACCCGGCCCUCGUGCAGAUGAGGCUGCUCGGAGACGGAGUUAUCGAGUCCAUAAUGAGAGGAGAGGUCGUGGGCGUGAUGCCGAGGAGAUCGCGCUCCAACCUUCAAAGGAUCGAUCGUGAGAACACCAAGAGUCCAGCAAGCACCGGGGGCAGGAAGAAGGCAGCUGCAGUGAAGAGCAACGGCCAGAUCGCCACCACAGAGCCGCCACCGCAGCCGCCAGGCUCGUCCCCUGAGAGUGAAUCCGGCGACAUUAACAAAAAAGGUGUGGCCGUAAGUGUGAGUGCAAGUGAUGUCGUCGACGUCAGUGACGAAAACGACAAGUGUGUGAAAGCCGAGGAAGUGAGCAAGCCCGAGGUGGUCGCUAACAGUGAGGGUGAAGUGCGGAGUGAAGUGAGCGGUGCGGGCGCGGAUGGUGUGGCCAGCGCCGUGGCCUCCGAGGAGGAUGAUUGUGUGAUAGUGUGCGCUCGCGAUGCGGACGAGCGGUCCGACUCGGGCGUAAGCGGGCUGCGCUCGGGCGGCUCGGCGAGCUCGGUGGAGAGCGAGUGGCGCGGCAUGGCGCACGGCUACGGCGGCGGCCCGCCCCCGCCCCUGCUUCACCUGCCCCCGCCGCCGCCGGCGCUGUACGCCAACGAGCUGCUGUGGAAGCAGCGCUACCAGGCGCCGCUGCACGCGCCGCUGCACCACGCCAUCGCGGACGAGUUCCUCGCCGCGGCCAACUACGACAGAGAGAGACAUGAAAGACUGCUACGUGAUAGAAGAGAUCAGGAGCAACGAGAGUUGGAGAAGCAGCUGAAAGAAAGAAAAGAGAGAGAACGAAUAGAACAAGAGCGAGAGAGGGAGAGGGAGAAGGAACGCGAGCGGGAAAAGCACGAGCGGGAAGAGAAGGAGAGGAGAGACCAAGAAAAUGCUGCCUCCAAACUAGUUUCGAGGCAUUUCGAAGAAUCCUUUAGGCUUGCUAAUCAGAAGCGGGAACGAAUGUCGUGGUCGCUUCUGAACAGCUUGGCGCCUAGUAGGGGGGCGGCGGGGGACCACGAGCGGCUGCGGGCGCCUCCGCCGGACCGCGCCUACUACUCGCCGCCCGCGCACCCCUCGCACCCCUCGCAUCCAUCGCAUCCCGCGCAUCCCAACACCAGGGCGCCCGCGCCCUCCCCCUCCGACUACCACUCCCGCCUCUCGAUAUCGUCCAAACAGGACAAACCUCCCCCUCAUCCCUCCCUCCCCAAGGGCGAACCCAACUUCGCGCCCUACAAUUAUACCUAUAGAUCCUACGAUAAGUUAAAAGAACAGCACCUGCCGGCGCCCCCGCCGCUGGUGCCGGAAAAGAACUCUGUGAUAGUCAAACACGACGCCAAACAGAUCCACCUGGAGCAGAAGCACCCGUACCCGAGCAAGCCGCGCAGCGAGCCCUCGCCGCACUACCUGCCCUCGCGGCCCUACCGCACCGGGCUCUCGCCGCACGCGCCCGCGCACCCGCACGCCGCGCUGCAGACCUCGCCGCACGCCGCGCUGCCCGCGCAGGACAAGCCGCGCCGGCCGCUCUACCAGCCGCCGCCGCGCUCGCCCGCCUACUACCCGGCCGCGCCGCCCGCCAGGCCCAAGGUGUCCAGCCCCGCGCCGCCGCACAUCUACGGCAAGCCCGGCGGCUCGUCUGCGCCCGCGCACUACGCCGGCGCCGUCGAGCCGCCCGUGCCGCUCGCCAAGGCCGAGCCGCCGCCCGUGCCCUACCCGCCGCCGUCCGCCUACUCGCCCGCGCCGCGCUCGCGCCCGCCGCCCGUCGCGCACGCGCGCACGCCCGAGCCGCGCCCGCCGCCGCGCGCGCACGGCGACGCCGGCCUCGCCUCGCCGUGCCAGACGCAGCCGCUCGACCUCGGCGUCGCGCGCGACGACCCCGAGCGCCUGUCGCCGCGCCGCCGCUGCCCCUUCGACGCCGCCGACGCCGACGCCAAGCGCCGGCGGACGGAGGAGCCGCCGACGACGGAGCCGCUCAUCGCGGCGGCCGCCAGCGUCGGCCGGACGCCGCACGGCUCCGAGCCCGCGCCCCAGGCGCCCGGCCCGCCCUGCGACGUGCGCGUGCCCUCCGCCGACGGCAGCGUCGAGACCCCCGAGCGGGCGGCGGGCGCGUCGCCGGCGCCGCAGGUCACGCCGGCCGCCAGCCCCGCGCCCGCCACGCCGGUCCCGCCGCUGGCCGCGUCGCCGCCGGCCGCCGCGCCCCCGCCCGCGCCCACGCCCCCGGCGCCGCCCGCGACCCCCCCAGUCACUCCGGUCGCGGACGGCGACACGCCGGCCAAGUCGGCGUCCUCACCCCGGGACGGCGGCACGAGACCGCGCCGAUCGGCGAGGGCGACUGCUCCGGAGGCGGCGGCACCUGCAUCACGCUGCCGAUGA